AUGGGGAUGUGGGUUUUUCUUGGUGAUUUUAAUGAUGUGCGUCGGCCGGAAAAGAGAUUAAAUUCGGAAUUUGUUUCUCUAAAUGCACAUUAUUUUAAUAAUUUUAUUGAGGAAGCAGAUUUUCAGGAAUACCAAAUGGGGGGUAGGCAAUACACUUACAGGUCAGAUAACGGGAAGAAGUUAAGCAAACUGGACCGUUUUCUAAUCCCUUGCCGUAUUUUUAACUCGUGGUUCGAGAUCCCUGGGGCAACCGAAUACGUCCAGCAACUAAUGGAAUCCUUUCAUUUCGAAGGCCCCGCAGAUUUAGCCUUAGAUGUGAAGCUAAAAUGGGCGAAGAAGCGUUUAAAGGACUGGGUCCAGGAGGAAUUGGAAGAUAGAGCGGAGUGCAGAGUGUUUAUUUCAGAAGUUAAUAAAAUAAAGGCUAUGUUCAUCAAACAAAAAUCAAGGGUGCGUUGGGAGAAGGAGGGUGACGAGAACAUGAAAUAUUUUCAUGGGGUUAUGAAUGCUAAUACAAGCAAUAACAGGAUACAUGGGCUGCACAUAGAUGGGGCUUGGGAGACUUCGCCCCCGUUGGUGAAGGACUAUGUUUUUUCCUUUUUUGCAGAAAAAUUCAAAGAACCUAUCGCGUCUAGACCCAAUUUAGAGUGCCCGUUUCUUCCGACUGUAUCACCAGAAGAUGCCGAGUCUUUGGUAAUCCCAUUUACUAUCUCUGAAAUAAAGUGUGCGGUGUGGGAUUGUGAAGGGGAUCGGGUUCCCGGCCGGAUGGGAUAA
This is a messenger RNA of Helianthus annuus (common sunflower), 771 nucleotides long. RefSeq lists its product as uncharacterized. The coding region runs from base 1 to 771 and encodes 256 amino acids. The record is from RefSeq and is a predicted model, not a curated record. Lineage: Eukaryota; Viridiplantae; Streptophyta; Magnoliopsida; Asterales; Asteraceae. The transcript has 3 exons.